Diaporthe amygdali is the source of this 2214-nucleotide messenger RNA. RefSeq names its product methylcrotonoyl-CoA carboxylase subunit alpha. Gene Ontology annotation, molecular function: metal ion binding; ATP binding; methylcrotonoyl-CoA carboxylase activity. Bases 1 to 2214 code for a protein of 737 amino acids. The transcript has 2 exons. NCBI's taxonomy places the organism in Eukaryota, Fungi, Ascomycota, Sordariomycetes, Diaporthales, Diaporthaceae. The record is from RefSeq and is a predicted model, not a curated record. Gene Ontology annotation, cellular component: mitochondrion.
AUGAGAUCCAUCAAGAACGCCCAUAGGCGUCUCCCCUUCCGCCCAGCAUCGAGAGCCCUACUCUCCUCGUCUACAUCCACAUCCACAUCUUCCUCCCAACCUCCAAACUCAAAUAUCACACCAUUUACAUCCGUAAUAAUAGCCAACCGAGGAGAGAUCGCCCUCCGCGUCCAACGCACCGCAUCCAGGCUCGGCAUCCGUACAACAACCCUCUACACGGAGGUCGACCGAAACGCCCAGCACACUACAGCCACCCCUUAUUCCCUCUCCCUGCCCAACUACCUGGAUGGCGACCGCAUCAUCGCCCUUGCAAAGCAGCAUGGUAUCCAGGCUCUCCACCCAGGCUAUGGCUUCCUCUCGGAGAACGCCACCUUUGCCCAGAAGUGCCACGACGCGGGCAUCGUCUUUGUCGGCCCUCCUGCCUCCGCCAUGGCUGACAUGGGCGACAAGGCCCGCUCAAAGGAGAUCAUGACCGCCGCCGGUGUGCCCUGCGUCCCGGGCUACCACGGCUCCGAGCAAGCCAUCGACGCGCUGCAGGUUCACGCCGUCGACAUAGGCUUCCCUGUGCUUCUCAAGAGCGUCAAGGGGGGGGGCGGCAAGGGCAUGCGCAUCGUCGCCUCCGAGGCCGAGUUCCCCGCCCAGCUAGCCUCCGCACGCGCCGAGGCUCGCGCCAGCUUCGGCGAGGGCGGUGAGGUCAUGCUGGUGGAGAAGUACGUCGUGCGCCCACGCCACGUCGAGGUCCAGGUCUUUGCCGACAAGCUGGGCAACUGCGUCGCCCUCGGCGAGCGUGACUGCUCCGUGCAGAGGCGACACCAGAAGAUCCUCGAGGAGAGCCCCGCCCCAUUGCUGGACGAUGCCACGCGCAAGGAUCUCUGGGACAAGGCGAGGACCGCUGCCCUGGCCGUCGGCUACGUCGGUGCCGGCACUGUCGAGUUCAUUCUGGACAGGGACAGCGGCCGCUUCUAUUUCAUGGAGAUGAACACCAGGCUACAGGUGGAGCAUCCCGUCAGCGAGAUGGUCACCGGCACCGACCUAGUCGAGUGGCAGUUCCGCGUCGCUGCGGGGGAGAAGCUGCCUCUGACCCAGGACGAGAUUGAGGCGAGGAUCGAGGAGAGAGGUGCCGCUAUCGAGGCAAGGAUAUACGCCGAGAGCCCUGAGAAGGAGUUUAUGCCCGACUCGGGCAAGCUGGUGCAUCUCGUCACACCCAAGACGGACGAGGACGUCCGAAUUGACGCCGGCUUCAUCGAGGGCGACACCGUGUCCUCGGCCUAUGAUGGCAUGAUCGCGAAGCUUAUUGUACGCGGCAAGGACCGCGAGACGGCGAUACGUAAACUGGAGCUGGCGCUCCGUGAGUACGAAGUGGUUGGUCUCAGCACGAACAUCGAGUUUCUGAAGAGGCUCUGCAGGAGUCAGGCCUUCAUCGACGGAGAUGUCGAGACAGGGUUUAUCAAGAAGCACGGAGACGAUUUAUUUAGGCCCAGGCACAUCGACAAUGAGGUCUUUGUCCAGGCUGCCCUCGGACUGCUUACAGCACAGCUCCAGAGCGAUACGUCAAGGUCGGGCGCGCACGGCGAGGUCCUUGGGUUCGGGUCCGGGAGUGCCUCGUCAGGCGAACGGAACUACGCCUUCAAGUCCAUUGACAACUACAGCUCAGAAGAAGGCGAGAUCGUCCAGGCAAGCAUCACACAGCUGGGCAACAACCUCUUCAGAGCGACUGUAUCGCGCAAGGGCCAGGACCAACCACAAGUCUUCGAAGAUCUCGUCUGCGAGCCCAUCAUCUCUUCUACUACACCAACCAACCCAUCAAAGACAGGCGUACGGACCUUCUUCCCUCUUGAGAGGCUGGACACCACCGUCGUGUCGGACCCGACCAACGCACACAAGCUCAGCGUCUUUCAGCACGGCCUCAAGACGGAGCUCCUGCUGCAGCAGCCGUCGUGGUACGAGAAAGCUCUGGGCCUGCAGGAAGCCGCCGCCUCGGUGGUAGCACCGAUGCCGUGCAAGAUCCUCAGGAACGAGGUCGCCGAGGGCGAGAGCGUCGAGAAGGGAGCGCCGCUGGUUGUGAUCGAAUCAAUGAAGAUGGAGACGGUAAUCCGGUCACCGCAGAGCGGCAUAGUCAAGAAACUGGCGCAUAAGGAAGGUGACAUCUGCAAGGCCGGCACCGUCCUAGUCCUGUUUGAGGAAUCCGAAGGGAAUGACGAGACCUCACCUUAA